UGGUCUAAAACAGGUUUGUGUUGACCCACUGGCAUCCUGUCAAACUGCUGUCACCUCCAGACAUAAAUAAAGUCUCCACAUAGUGCUGGGGCAGUCUGCUGGACUCGGCGUGGAAGCAGCAGCCAUCAUGCAGGUGCAAACCAAGCACUACCCCCGGAACUGCCUGCUGACAGUCAUGGACCGGUACUCGGCCGCGGUGCGCAACAUGGAGCAGAUGGUGAUGUUCCCCAGCCUCCUGCAGGACGUGCCGUUUAGUGUGCAUGGGCACCAGGCCCAGGGGGGGGCCCCCGAUCUCUACAACUACUUCACCAUGCUCAAGGCCAUCCGCAUGGAUGUGGACCAUGGGCUGCUGCCCCGAGAAGAGUGGAGGUCCAAGGUGGCAGAUGACAAGGCCAGUGAGGCUGAGAAUGAAGCUGCAAUGACAGAGGAGGAUGAAAAGGAGAAGAUCUUGGGGCAGCUGGACCUGGAAGCCCAGCUCCACCUGCAUUUUUCCAGCCUUCAUCACAUCCUCACCCACCUUACACUGAAAGCUGAGGAGGUGAUGAGGACAUACCAGAAGAUAAUAGAACAGGACAAGUAGGCCUCAGACUCUAGGGAAGAUCCCUUUUAAUGGCAGAGGGCAGACUCUGUGAUGAGGAUACGGAAUAGCUCAUUAAGCUUUGAUGCAGAUCAGAGGGGCCUGGACCUGCAGCUGGAAGCAAAGGCGACUUGGUUCUUUGGGAUGCUUCCCUCCCUCCCUCUGAGCACCGGCUUGUGGACUUGGCACCAGGCCACCUUUAGGAUGCUUGUUGUUAUUCACAGCUCCCCUCACCCUCUUACCAGCUCAUGGGGGUGGCCAGUGUUUCAUGAGGGGCUAGAUAUUACCUGGCCAGUGUGGUAUGGUAGAAAGGAUGUAGGUUUUAGCAUCUGACCAACUGAAAUUCACAUCCUUUCUCUGGGCUGUCAUUCACCACGUGAUCUUGGAUGUUAUUUAACCCAUUGGAGCCUAAAUUUCCUCAUUUAUAACAUGGGAUACUAUUACCUCACAAGAUAGUUAUGGAAAUUAAAUAAGAUGAUGAAUCAAAAGCACCUGGCAUGUGAGUGCUAUUAUAGGUUGACUUUCUCCCACCCUUCCUAUGUGUUUGCUCUAACCCUAGCUUUUUACCCUCCAGAACUAAGGGUAGCAAUUCCCUUGGGAUGAAUGGCUCACACCCUUGUACCUGCCAAGCACAAGUGAACUAUAAAAUGUGUGUUGCAGUAGCAAUAAAAAAAAACCCCAAAACUUU
Messenger RNA from Suricata suricatta (meerkat), 1265 nucleotides. RefSeq names its product thyroid hormone responsive (gene THRSP). Gene Ontology annotation, cellular component: cytosol. The transcript has 2 exons. The coding region runs from base 128 to 580 and encodes 150 amino acids. Gene Ontology annotation, biological process: regulation of lipid biosynthetic process. NCBI's taxonomy places the organism in Eukaryota, Metazoa, Chordata, Mammalia, Carnivora, Herpestidae. The record is from RefSeq and is a predicted model, not a curated record.